Messenger RNA from Mercenaria mercenaria, 698 nucleotides. RefSeq names its product ATP-dependent RNA helicase DHX33-like. Gene Ontology annotation, biological process: positive regulation of transcription by RNA polymerase I. The record is from RefSeq and is a predicted model, not a curated record. Gene Ontology annotation, molecular function: RNA binding. Bases 5 to 634 code for a protein of 209 amino acids. NCBI's taxonomy places the organism in Eukaryota, Metazoa, Mollusca, Bivalvia, Venerida, Veneridae. Gene Ontology annotation, cellular component: nucleolus; intracellular anatomical structure. The transcript is spliced from 7 exons.
ACAGAUGGCAGAAUUUCCACUUGACCCUAGAAUGUCAAAGGCCAUUAUAUCAGCCAAAGAUUUCAAAUGUUUAGAGGAGAUUCUGACUAUAGUGUCACUGCUGUCUGUGGACUCUGUUCUUUAUACUCCACAAAGCAGAAGGGAGCAAGCUGUAGCUGUAAGGCAGAAGUUUAUGUCAAGUGAAGGUGACCAUAUAACACUACUUAAUGUAUUCAGGGCUUAUAAAGGUGUUAAUGGAAACAAGGGAUGGUGUAAAGAGAAUUUUAUCAACAUGAGAAACAUGCGGACAGUGUUUGAUGUACGACGGCAGCUCAGGGAUAUAUGUGUCAGACAAGAACUACCUCUCAAUACAUGUGGUCAUGAUACAGCCUCUAUCAGGAAAUGUUUAGCUACUGGAUUUUUCAUGAAUUCAGCAGAACUGCAGAAGGAAGGAGAAUACAUGUCUUUAUCAACGAGGAAAUCAGUUACCAUACAUCCAUCAUCAGCCUUGUUCCAUUGUAAACCUGCAUAUGUCAUCUAUAAUGAACUUGUACAGACUACUAAAUGCUACAUGAGGGAUCUGUGUGUCGUGGAUGCUGACUGGUUAUAUGAGACGGCACCUACCUACUUCAAGAAGGAAAAGCCUGGUGGAUGAGUUGUUGUAAGUUAUUAACCUUUACUUGUUAUCAAUCUAAUGAAAUAAAUGUACAAUAUAAAAA